Rhizoctonia solani is the source of this 1761-nucleotide messenger RNA. RefSeq names its product Transposable element Tc1 transposase. The record is from RefSeq and is a predicted model, not a curated record. NCBI's taxonomy places the organism in Eukaryota, Fungi, Basidiomycota, Agaricomycetes, Cantharellales, Ceratobasidiaceae. Gene Ontology annotation, molecular function: nucleic acid binding. The coding region runs from base 1 to 1761 and encodes 586 amino acids. The transcript is spliced from 4 exons.
AUGGGCUUGCCCAGCUCCAGCUCCCCUGGGGUCCCCACACCCCAGAAGAUCAAAAACCCCCUGCGGCGCAACCCCCUUGCCCUCUUCAACCCUUACCCCUCCUCUUCCUUCCCUUUGGGACCAGCUCCAGCCACCCAAGGACCUCCACCAGCGCCUGUUGUCACCCUGGCGCAGCCUCCAGCCCCCUCCACUGUAAAGGUGGACCACCCUGACACCUUCAAAGGCAAAAUUGGCUUGGAGGCCAAACAAUGGCUGACAUGCAUGUUGGCCUGGGUCCGCCUUAACCAAAGGCAGUUCCCAUUGGACCUGGAGGUCCCAAGUUUCCUCCUCAUGAAUAUGACAGAGGCUGGUGGAGCAUGGGCCCACCCCCAUUUGGACCAACUAGGGUCCCACUGUGCACUCAUCCAGACCAUAGAUGAGUUCAAAGUUGAGUUCCUGGCCGCUUUCAGCAACCCAGAUGCUACCCAAGCAGUGGAGCGGAAAAUCACUUCCCUCACACAGACCAGCACUUGUGCCAAAUACAUUACCAAGUUCCACACGCUGCAAAUGGAACUUGACUGGAAUGAUGCUGCACUUUGGGGUCAAUUUGCAUGCGGACUACACUGGGAGGUCCAAAGACAAAUUGCCACAAGGGAGAGGCAACCCAGAACCCUGAGGGAGCUCCAAGAUGCCUCCCUCAUUAUUGACAAUGCCCUCUGUGAGGAAAGAGCCAGCCACCUGCAACAGGGUAAUAAGUCUGGUAAAACUUCAACCACCCCCAACUGGGGGGUGAGUACCGGCCAACAGGCCACCAAAACCAGUCCCCUCUCCUCUGAUCCCAAUUACAUCUUGGAGGAAGAGCAAAAUUGCCAACACACAGAAGGCCUCUGUGUGAAAUGCACUUGUGAUAUUGUGGCAAAUUACAAGAAAUACGGGUCUGCUACCCCUCGGCCCCGGCCUGGUCGCCCACCCGCCCUAUCCCCUCAAACUCGGCGGUCUAUUGCACGUUAUCUGAAACUCUACCCAGAGAAACCAUAUUAUGCAAUUGCCAAGCUCGACGGGACUGUUACCGAGCGUCAAGUUCAGUAUACUGCAAAUCAAAUGGGCCUCCAGCGCUAUAAUAACACAAAUCAAAAUUGGGAUUGGGUAGCUUGGGCCGACGAGUCCACAAUUGACACAGGAGAGCAGCCAGUGCGACCAAAAGUUACCCGGAAGCAAGGAGAAGCAUAUCUACCCAAGAACAUGGUCCCAAGCUUCCAAACUGGUUGCCAAAGUGUCCCUAUGUGGGGCUGCAUUGCUCACAGCAAGAAGGGCCCAUUGAUUUGGCUCGAACUAUCGCCUUGCAUUGCUGGAAAGAAGGGCCGCUCAAGAGGCGGGGGGCUCACCUCAGCAGGGUAUGCUGAACAAGUACUCAAAGGUCCACUCAAGGAGUUUUUGGAUGAAUUAGAGGCUGAGCGGGGUCACAAGAUCCUCAUCGUCGAGGAUGGAGCACCGUUGCAUAAGGGUCCACAAGCACGGGAGGCCCGGGCAGCACUGGGUAUAGAACAGCUAGCCCAUCCAUUGGGCUCUCCCGAUCUCAAUGCCAUCGAGCCCAUAUGGCGUCUCCUCAAAUCACGCGUUUUCAAGGUGCCUGGAGCUCGGAGAAAUGCUGACAAGCUUUGGAAAGUGGCCAAGCGGGUUUGGGAUGAACUUACAGUGGAGGAUAUCAACAAACACACGGGGCAGAUGGAUGCCCGGGUUCAAGCUAUCAAAGAAGCUGAAGGGGGGCCUACUGAGUUCUAG